AUGAACAUCGAUCCAGCUAUGGAAGAGGCCGAGAGAUACCUCAAACAGAGCGAAGGCUGGGCGCCAGUACACAUUGGUAAAGACUGGGUUGCCGUCAAGCGUCUGGGAGGUGGUUCUUAUGGCAUAGCUACUCUGUUUGAAUAUCGGGGACAUAAUCCAGAUGUAUCGCCGCGGCAACUAGUGGUUAAGCAGGAAGGAGGCGCAGGUUUGAAUUUGAAACAGGAGAGUAGGGUGAUACAAAGUCUUAUGAAGUACGACAGUGACCAUAUCAUCAAGAUAUAUAAGGCUUAUCAUCGGACUAUGGGCACGGGGACAAACGACGCUAUGGACCGGGCUAUUGUGGAUUAUGCUAAUUGGCUGGAUACUGACAAGAAGCGCGACGCCAAUAUUAAGGUACAGCUCAGGCGAAAAUAUGAUGUCGCAAGGAUUUAUCUGGAAUUUGCAUCUGGAGGGGACCUAGGAAGUUGGAUGUUCGAAAACUGCCAGGACCAGCGCCCUCCAGAGGAAUACAUUUUUAGGAUAUGGGAAUGUUUGUUGAAGGCACUGAUGGUUUUGAAAUAUGGGACAGAGAAUCCAAAUGAUUCAAUCUUUGAAAAAGAGCCAAAGGAUCGUCUGCAUCAACCAAUUGCACAUUUUGAUAUCAAGGGACCAAAUAAGGACCGAAUGCUAAAUGUUUCUUCAUGUAGAAUUGGCGAUAAUCCUCGACCAGGCCAUGAACGGAUAUCGGUUCACAAGCUUGCCGACUUCGGGCUCGCACUUGAAGUUCCUGACGCCGAAGUAUUGAAAAGGAGUGCUGCCAAACGGCGAGAAUGGCUCAAGAUAGCUCAAGGACGCAACACCUACUAUGCACCUGAACAAUUUUUGGUCGGCAAUCCAAACCGCGUGAUAGGCACCUCAACCGACGUGUGGAAUGUUGCUAAUGUUAUUUACCAAUGCCUAGUAAAUAAUAAUGCUGUGCCCGACAAUGAAUUCUUCGAGACAGGAGUCGAUCCCGAACCCUCCGAGACAUUCCUGACUAUGGGCAAAUAUCUCUUGCAUCCCGAACUAGAAGUUUAUAGUAGGAGAUUUAGGGGGUUGAUUUUAAAGUCUUUAGCAUAUUAUCCCGGAGAACGUCCGGAUGUACGGGAUUUACUAGUACAGGUACAAGAAUCUGUAGAUUUUUGGAAUUUUGGCGAAAUUCAUGACUUGUUUUUGGAAGGCAUUUAUGGAGGGGAAGAUGGGUGGGAUGAAAAAUAUCCGGAUGCUACUCGGAGAUCGAAAAAAUAUCAAGGUAUGCAAAUGAUCAGGUUGCAAAAGGAGAGGCAGCCACGAAACCCAGACUACAGUAAUCCAAAAUGGUGGAAACCGGCAGAAGAUGAAUAUGAUUACGAUGAUUAUGAUCUUUUAUUUCCGACUCGCAAGGCGCUUCAAAUGGGGUAUAGAGAAAUGCCGUUCGAAUUGGGAAAGCCGAUACGCAACCCGAUGUUCCCUGAUUGGAGAGCAGUCGGACCAGACGGAAGGCCGGUGCGAGGUCCUACAGAGCCAGACUUUGAUGAUCCAGAAGAUGACCCUGAAGAUGAUGCAGACGAUCCGGAGGAUGGUGCAGCCGACCCAGAAGAUGAUCCAGAAGAUCCAGAAUACGUUCCGAAGGGAGGAGAUCAACGCGCCUACAAUAAGGGGAAAAGAAAAGGAGGAGAAGAACCAAUAUUCGUAAGAGCCUUAGCCAUCGAGCGGGGCGUAAAAAGAAUGCGCACACCUGAGGAACAAGAAGCUGUUCCCUGGAUAAAGCCCCCCCCUCCUGUCAAAAUCGCCCUAAAGAGACGAGCUCGAAGAGCCAAACGCCGAAAACCCCAACGCCGAAUAGUCCAACCUAAACGUAAACAAGAACUUCGUGUGGCACCUUACCGCGAUGCAAAGAGACAACGAAUAGCGGACCCUAACUCUCCGCAGUUUUAUGGAAAGGAAUAUAAAAUGAAUACUGCGGGGAAACUGAUGGUUCGGCGUGCAGGACCUUUGCCUAGAACGGGAGAAAUAGAGGUAGAGAGGAGCACGCCGUGGGCUUUGAAUCAACCGAGUCCGCGAAAGCCCGUUAGAGGGGAACGAGAUAACUAUGAUAACUGGUAUAAUGAGGCUUGA
Botrytis fragariae is the source of this 2115-nucleotide messenger RNA. RefSeq lists its product as uncharacterized. Lineage: Eukaryota; Fungi; Ascomycota; Leotiomycetes; Helotiales; Sclerotiniaceae. Gene Ontology annotation, cellular component: cytoplasm. The record is from RefSeq and is a predicted model, not a curated record. The transcript is spliced from 5 exons. Bases 1 to 2115 code for a protein of 704 amino acids. Gene Ontology annotation, biological process: protein phosphorylation. Gene Ontology annotation, molecular function: ATP binding; protein serine/threonine kinase activity.